UCCAGGAAGUUUUGAGGUUGUCUUCUUCUCAGGCAUGUUUUGUGGUGAAAACAGAGCAAAGUCUGGGAUAUAUUUCAUAUUUUCUUCGAAAUUUACAGAAUACAUUUUUGGAAGCAAGCCAACAAUUCGCUAUUUUGAAGUUUGCAUGUUUGUUAUUUACAGAACAUUGUUGAACCUCUGAAUGAGCCAACAUGGAUUCCUCUCAAGUACUGCGUCAGCAAAGUCAGAACAAAAUCCUGAACGACCAUUCAAGUCUCAACAGAAUGACAGCAGACCCAAAGCCAGGCUCUAAACACCCAUCUUUACCCCACCCUUCCAAACACCCCUCUGUACCCCACCCUUCCAAACACCCCUCUGUACCCCACGGCCAUCCUACCAAACUGGGGUCUGAGAACAAGGACCCAGCAGCAGCCUCAGACAACAGUACCAAGCCCCCUGUAAGACCACUGGGCAUCAGCAGGCUGCCAGUGCUGGCCAAGUCCCUGCCCCUUCAGACUCCCUCUGACUUCACCCUGUCACACAAGAGAUGGGAGGAGAACUCUCUAGCAGGUAAAACCAAGAGGAAGAAACCAAACACCAAGCCUGUGCCUUUCAACUUCUCUAAUCCCAAGGCCAACCGAAUGGGGGCACAGAACCAGAGGGGACCGCUGGCUACUACUGCAAGGGCUGGUGCUCAACCCACCCAACCUGAAAGUACUUUUAGCAUUGCUGGCCAUCUAAAAACAAGACCCACAUCAACCACUGCCACACUGCCCAGUACCGUCCCAACAACUCAUAACAAGGCCCAAUCAAAGUCAACUGUAGAGCUUGCUGCUCAAAUCCCAACACAUGCACUACACUUGGCAGCUAGAAAAGCAGGUCAAGGGCCUGGAGGCAUCUUGCCACAGCAAAAUAGAGAGACAGGGAAGCCUCAUCUGACCCAGGCUCCCAGUGCUGCCACCUCCAUGUCUUUGUCUCAACAUCCAAAACUAAAAGCCCAGUCUUCUUCAGAAAAUCCAUUGCACGUAUCUGGAUUGGGACAACUUGGUCUUUCCAGACCUCCCAGUUCAUUUGCUCACGGCUCAGGUCUUUCGUCCAGUGCUUUCUCAAUUAGUAGUGCCUCCACUGCCUCAGCCCAGCCCACUGCCCUCAGUACGGAAGCCUGUAGGGGCCAUUUUGACAUGCUCAGCCUCAAAGAUCCUUCCAUGCCUGGGCAGUUACCAAGUAGUACCGCUGGGAGUGUGGCGGCUGCCUUCCACUCUGACCCCUCUGCCCUACGUAGUAUCCUCCAGAAUGAGGGAGUCAGUGCAGCCAAGGUUUUUAUGUCCAGCCGUCCCUCUACACAAGCCUAUUACAACAUGCCCCAGAGAGUAUCCAUCAUGAAGAGUGGCCAGAAGACAGUGCUCUCUGCUGGUCCUGUCAGGAAUGUUCAGUUCUAUCCUGACCCUGCGGCCCUGGGCAGCAUCCUGCAGAAUGAAGGGGUCAGCUAUCCUCUCCAGCCCCAGAGAGUGUCUGUCAUGAAGGGUCGCCAGAUGACAGCAGCUUCUGCAGGUCCCGUAAGGUCUGUUCAGUUCUCCCCUGAGCCUUCCUCCCUCAGCAGCAUGAAUGAAGGGGUCAGCUAUCCUCUCCAGCCCCAGAGAGUGUCUGUCAUGAAGGGUCGCCAGAAGUCGGCAGCCUCUGCAGGUCCAGUACGGAGUGUUCAGUUCUCCCCAGACCCUGCAGCUCUCAGCAGCAUCCUGCAGAAUGAAAGGGUGAAGGCUGGGAGACCCCUGGAGGCCACACCCCAACGCGCCUCUGCCUGUCCCUCUGGCAGGGGCACCUCCAUCUACACUGCACAGAGAGUACCCAUCACAAAGUGGCACACUGAAGCACCUGGAGGACCUAUGGUGACGUCAGUCAGCCAGACCCCAGCCUUAAAGUGGACACCCCAGCGGGUCCCUGACACCAGGCAUCAGCCCAUGUCCAUGAGGAGGCUCCUGUCUGCCCACCAGACCCCCUACUCAGGCUCUCCCAGACUCAGGGGCCUCCAGGGCCACAACCGAGAUCUGGAGACAUGCAAGGAGGAGGUUGUCCAGAGAUUGUUUAAGGAGACUGAGGACCAAGAGGAGGAAGAACGGACAGACGGUGUGGCAUUGGAUCAAGAUCCUGCUGAGACGCGAGCAGACCAACAGCUGGCGAAGGAGGAGGAGCAAAGCAACACAGGAGGACGACUCCAGACUUUCUUCCAAGCCCCACACAGAGAAUCAGUCAUUUUCUUCUCAACUGGCAAGAAGCUGCACAGAGCAGCUCCAGCACACGAACAGGAGAGCCCUGUGGCCGGAUUUCUGGAGCGAGGUGGGCCCCUGGAGCGAGGUGGGCCCCUGGAGCGAGGUGGGCCCCUGGAGCGAGAUGGGCCCCUGGAGCAUUGUGCUGCAGGGGCCAGAGCUGCAGGAGCACAGGAGGCGAUGGACCGCCUCCCACUGCAACCAGAGUUAGACAGAGCCUCUGCACCAGAGAUCCCUGAAGUCACAGCUGCAGUCUCAGACCUGACCAGGUUGACCAACCUCUCAGCCUUUGUCCCCCUGAGCCAGCCCAGAGGUAGUAUUAUGUUCCCAAAGAGCGGUGCUCUGAGUUCUGCUACAGCCUUGCUCCGCCGGCGCCUCCCCCUUCUGAAGGAGCUACGUCUUGACGAGGAGGUGGCCACCUACACCUCCUCCCCAGCCCUUCCUCCCUCAUCCUCCUGGCCCCAGCAGACCCGCUGUGGAAACCCUGUAGCAGCAGCCCUGUAUCUCCAGGACUAUGCUAGUUUUCAGCCAAUUAUCUUGGUCCCCUCGUCUACUUCCUGCUCCUCUCCUCUCAGGGAGAGAUGAUGACUGUUGCACUGAGAACGUUUUUGUCUUAUUUUUUUGUCUGGUCUAUUUUACUGAUGAGAAGAAAGAUCCAUAACGGAUUGUUAAGCUGUCUUUAAGGAGUGUUUCCGAACCCUGUUAUAGCCAGCUUAGCUUUGAGAGAUCCACGUCUUACGUACUGACUGGUGUCACACUUACAUAAUAUCUGUAGGUCUUACCAAUGUGUAUUACUGCUCAAAAUGGAUACUUUUCCAAAACGUAACAUACCAAUGUUCAAUAACGUAUCAAGUUAGCAACAUUUUUACCACAUUGGCAUGCACUGGCUAUAUAAUGCUAAUAAUCAUUUUAUUUUUGAAAGUAUUACAGUAUGCAAGAUAUCCAAGAAUUAUACAUUUUAAAUUUUGAUUGGAAUCAGAAACUAAGUUGACAGUGUACAACAAUUGGUGUCCAAAAAUCAUUGUUGGUAGGUUCCAAUGAUUGAAAUCAAUGUUGGUAGGUUCCAAUGAUUGAAAUCAAUGUUUUUAGAGUAGACUACUGGACCCAUUGGGUCACUAUGGGGGAAUUGUUGACUUAAUCAAUGUUACAAUAUUUUAUUUAUUUAUUAGAUCUUGCAGAAAUACGGAAGUUAAAUUUUUAUUGACACAAGUCGAAUUUUCAUUGACACUUUUUAGAAAAACAAACACCGUAUGGUUCUACUGUUUGCAUUGUUUCAUGUUGUGUAUAUAUAGUGACAUUAAACACUAAAUGAGGCCCAAAUCAGAUCGUCUAGAUUUGUACAGUGUUUAUAAUAAAUGUAUAUAAACUUUC
Molecule: messenger RNA, 3614 nt
Organism: Coregonus clupeaformis (lake whitefish)
Lineage: Eukaryota; Metazoa; Chordata; Actinopteri; Salmoniformes; Salmonidae
Product: trophinin associated protein
Exons: 15
Coding region: 192-2828 (878 amino acids)
Source: RefSeq, a predicted model, not a curated record